CGCGGGUCAGGCUGUGAUGCGUUCAGGCUCCUGCGCUCCGUCCGACAAACGACACUGCUGGUGCUGCUGUUGCUGCUGCUGCUGCUGCUGCACCUCUCCAUCGGGAACAACCUCGAGGAGAACAUCAUCGCAGCAUCGCCGGCAACCGGUUCCUUGUGCAUUGCGCACCUCCCUCCGACCAACAGCUCCUCAAUCAGCCCUCGCCCCCCCCCUCCUCCACCUCCUCCUCUUCACCUCCUCCUUCUCCUCCUCAGCCUCGUCGCCACCGGAGGGGAGUUUUUCCUGUGUACUUUGCAGGGGGGAGAAGAACACAAUAGCAGUCCGAUAAGCUGCAGCAGCCAUGGGAAAGCAGAACAGCAAGCUGACACCUGAGGUGAUGGAGGACCUGGUGAAGAACACGGAGUUCAAUGAGCACGAGCUGAAGCAGUGGUACAAGGGCUUCCUUAAAGACUGCCCCACCGGAAGACUCAACCUGGACGAGUUCCAGCAACUCUACGUCAAGUUCUUCCCGUACGGCGACGCUUCCAAAUUUGCGCAGCACGCCUUCCGCACCUUCGACAAGAACGGCGACGGCACCAUCGACUUCCGAGAGUUCAUCUGCGCCUUGUCCAUCACGUCGCGCGGCAGCUUCGAGCAGAAGCUCAACUGGGCCUUCAACAUGUACGACCUGGAUGGGGACGGCAAGAUCACCAGGGUGGAGAUGCUGGAGAUCAUCGAGGCCAUCUACAAAAUGGUGGGCACGGUGAUCAUGAUGAAGAUGAACGAGGACGGCCUGACACCGGCGCAGCGGGUGGACAAGAUCUUCAGCAAAAUGGAUAAGAACAACGAUGACCAGAUCUCGCUGGACGAGUUCAAGGAGGCGGCCAAGAGCGACCCGUCCAUCGUGCUGCUGUUGCAGUGUGACAUGCAGAAGUGAAGAGCCCCGCCCCUCGCCCAUUCGCCCCGCCCCCACCAACCCCUCUCAACGUCACCACUGCUCACUCCCCGAGCCCCCCUCCUCGUCACCCUGCUUGAACACACACACACACACAUGCACACACACGUACACAAAAGUAUACAAAAGUACAUGCCCUGGACAGUUGUUUAAAUGUCUAAUUCCACGGGGGGGGUUAAGAAAGAAAAAAACAAAAAAAAAACAAAAGCUUGGACUCUUUUUCAAUGGACUCGCUUCUUGUGGUCGUAUGCAUGAGAACUAAUGUCAAAUAUGCGGAAUCAUUUUGAAUCUAGCGAUAAGAUAAUGCUACCUUUCUAUUUCCAAACAUGUUGUUGUGCACCGUAAACCCUCCACACACACACAAACACACACGCGCUGGUGUACGGAUGAAGUCGAACCGUCGGCGACUUUGCGACGCGUCCGACGAGUGGCAGCCCUGUUGCUAUUGGGGAAAACCGUUGCUGACGUGAAGACGCUUCGAGUGUUUGAUUCUGGUUUAGACUUUGGUGAUUUAGGGCAACCCAGGCAACUUUGCCCGCCAGCAUUGAGGAGUACUUUAGAAUUCUCGUCAAUUUAGCAUCACGUCCGCGUCCGUCUAGCAUAUUGUUGCUUGUUGUAAUUUGGUAGCCAUUUGCCAAAAUUUUGAGGAUGAAUCCGAGAAUUGACGUUUGUGUUUGUGGGAGUCCUGGAAAUGGCGUGAUUGACUCUAAAAUGUCCGCGUCAUAGCAAAAUGGUGGACUUCCUGUCUAUGUUUGAGCAUGGCUUCGGAAGACUUUUGUUUUUGGUGUGUGUCUACUCAUGAAAGACAAGCUUAACCAAAUUUUAUGUUGGCCAAGUAGUCUUCAGGGGGUGAGGCAUUCGCACAAGCGGACUUCCAGUUUUAGAGUUUUGUUCCAGUUUUCAUCCAACUUUGCCAGUCCGCACGCAACUCCGAAAAAUCUGUUCAUCAGGUCUCAGAAAUUACCUUAAAAUAGUGUCUUCAAACCAAAAUACUCAACAUCCCGUGUCUUUUUGGGCAUGGGUUUUUGAGACUUUUUUGUGGCUCAACUCAUGAUCGACACGCCCACCGAAUUUCAUGUUGCUCCGCGAAACUGGCUUCGGGGGCUGAAUUUCCAUCAAACCCCAGGGCACGCUACCCAGCCCAUUGAGUUUCCCCCUCUACCAAGAUGGCGGCUCACACGUGACUCCGCGCCGACUUCUUCCAUGAGCGGAACACUUUCUUUGGGACUCGUUUUUUUUUUUUUUAUCAGCCAGCCUUCCCUUGCAAGUUGUUCACCGCUGCAACUCCCGUACCGCGUCGAGUAAUCGUCAAUAAAAACAAUAACUCCUACAAUAAUUGUAACCAUAAGUGUCUCUGCCAGCCAGGCUUGUAGAGCUUUUGGAUUAUAGAGAGAUGUUCACGCACGACAGAAAAAAAAAAGUAAUUGCAUGCAUAUAUUCCGUGUCAACAAAAGAAGAAAUAUAUAAGAUAUACAGUAUAUAGAUAUAAUCUACUACCUUUUUAUUUAUUUUUUCUUCUGUGGUUCUAAAAGAGGAAACCCUCUUGGGAUUCAUUUCGUAUUGUUGCAUGGGAUGUACAGUGUAAGCUCACCUGAGGUGGAAGCAUGCUUCACUCCGCAUUCAUUCACACAAUUAUUAUUAUUAUAAUAAUAGUAUUUCUUAAUUCAUUUUACAUUUGAUUGCUGCGAGGAGGUUUGGGGCCACAUGUAAGAAAAGUGAUUAUACGACAAGAAUAAAGACAACUGUACUUAGUCAAGAAAAAGUCAUAAUCUUGCCAUUAUAACACCACUUAUAUACUUAUACUAUUGUUUUUUUUUUUCAAAACAUGAUUUGUUUUGUCUCUGAAAAUGGCAAGCUUUUUCUUGAAUAAAAUUGGACUUUAUUGUCAUCUAUAAGACUUUUUCCCUCAAAAAUAUGAAUAUCUUCUUGAAUGCAAUCUGAUUUAAUUCUCAUAUAAAUACAAUUUUUUUCUUGAAAAAGUACAAGAGAGGACCGUGACUUUUCUUAAAAAAAGAUGUCUGUUUUCCUGAGAAAAAAAACAGUGACUAUUCUCAUAGGAUUGCAUAUUUUUUCUUAAAUAAUAAAAUACUGUCUGUUUUUCAUCAAAUGACUAUUUUUCUCAAAAUGUAUUCUUUUUUUCCCCCUUGAAAAAUAUUAUUUUUCUCUUUUCCCUUGAAAAAGGGAUCUCCCCCCCUGCUUGAAAUAAAUAAAUAAGAUUAUUUCUUUCUUUCAAAAAAAAUUGGACUUUUUCUUGAAAAAGAGGUCUUUAUUCCUUUUUUUAUGGCCUCUUUCUUGAACCAGUAGAAAGACGUCAUACUGUCUUAUGCUUUUAGAAAAUAUUACUUUAUUCUCUUUGUAUAAUGCAAUUUUCUUUUCAGUGUGGCCCUAAUUUAUACUCCUUUGCCGAUUGCACCCACGCCCCCCCCCCCACACACACUCGUGGCACACAAUUGGCUGCCUGUUUGAUUUGUUUACACAGUACACAUCCACAUGUUUACAAAGUGCACUGCUAUAAUAAUCAAAUGAUCUGCAUGCUGAGUUUCCUCAUUAGAGGGGCUCAUAUUCCAAAGCAGCAGCAGCAAAAAUAAAAUAAAAUAAAGAAAAGGGAAAAAAAAACCCAACAAGUUUACUGUACACGCUUGCAUUCCAGCAUUGAAAUUGUUUUCAAGUGUAAAGUUUUGUUUUGCCUUUUGAAUGAGUCUUUCCAGCACAUUUGGCUUCCCUGUUUUCCAGGCUAUGCAAGCGUGGACUGAGUGUCUGCUUUGUCCACAUGUCGAAUGGCAGACACGGCCAUCAUAACCUCGACUAUUAUGAGGAUGAUUCCUAUUAUUAUUGUACUGUCUGUACACAAUUCAGUCUGGCCCGACACCACACGGAGAUCUUCAAUGUCCAGUAGGCUAAAUGUUUCUAUCAGAUAUGAAAACUCGUGAUACAAGUUACUGUAUUCUUUUUAUACAUGUGGCAUGUGUUGCACCCCUUAAACAAACAAGAAAUACUUGAGUUCUGUUGUGAUUAAAAUCAAUAAACCACA
Messenger RNA from Hippocampus zosterae (dwarf seahorse), 3965 nucleotides. It is a transcript of the gene vsnl1b, whose product is annotated as visinin-like 1b. NCBI's taxonomy places the organism in Eukaryota, Metazoa, Chordata, Actinopteri, Syngnathiformes, Syngnathidae. The coding region runs from base 341 to 916 and encodes 191 amino acids. The record is from RefSeq and is a predicted model, not a curated record. Gene Ontology annotation, molecular function: calcium ion binding. The transcript is spliced from 4 exons.